Priapulus caudatus is the source of this 3818-nucleotide messenger RNA. Its product is annotated as E3 ubiquitin-protein ligase RNF146-B-like. The record is from RefSeq and is a predicted model, not a curated record. Gene Ontology annotation, cellular component: nucleus; cytoplasm. Gene Ontology annotation, biological process: ubiquitin-dependent protein catabolic process; Wnt signaling pathway. Lineage: Eukaryota; Metazoa; Priapulida; Priapulimorpha; Priapulimorphida; Priapulidae. The transcript is spliced from 3 exons. The coding region runs from base 34 to 1131 and encodes 365 amino acids. Gene Ontology annotation, molecular function: ubiquitin protein ligase activity; poly-ADP-D-ribose binding; zinc ion binding.
UUACAUCUGAGAACGUUUUACGUCCGCGUGGACAUGGAUCAAACUAGUGAAGGAACCUCUACUCUGGGUUCUUCUACUACUACUACUAGUACUAGUACUAGUAGUAGUAGUAGUACUAGUACUAGUAGUAGGCCUACUACGCUCAGCGACCACAUGAUAAACAGUGCCGAAAAGAAGGAACCAGCGAUUGAUGCCAUUGAUGAUGCUGAGGAGUGUCCUGUCUGCCUGCAGACAUGCAUCCAGCCUGUACGUCUGCCAUGCAACCACGUCUUCUGCUUCCUCUGCGUGAAGGGUGCGGCGAACCUUAGCAAACGUUGCGCCCUAUGCCGGCAGGUGAUACCGAACGACUACCUGCUCAACCCGGAGCUGCUUGACCCCCACGACCUCGUACCACCGAAGCCCGCGCCCGCGGUGACGGAAGCAGCCGCCGCUGAUGGGAGCGGCAUUGAGGUGCACACGUGGUACUAUGAGGGCCGCGGUGGCUGGUGGCAGUACGAUGAGCGGACGUGUGCGGAAAUUGAGAGCGCGUACCUGGCAACGCGCCGGCGCAUUGAGCUGCUCAUCGCUGGUUUCCUCUACGUCGUCGACUUUGACAGCAUGGUACAGACACGGCGUAACGACCCGCACCGCCGCCGCCGCGUCAAGCGUGACCGCGUUGGUAUCCCCGACCGCAAGGGUGUUGCCGGCAUUCGACUCCCACAACCGGAGGUCGUCAUGACGGCACCGCUGUUGCCGUGCGACGCGGAGAUGGACACAGACGAGUUGUCAUCAUUGCCGCCGUCGCGGCGAGUGCAGCUGGACACGGACGAGUUGUCAUCAUUGCCGCCGUUGCGGCGAGUGCAGCUGGACACAGAGUUAGCACCGUGCGGCCUAACGGGUGGCGAGUGCGACGGCACAGGUGUCCGUCGGGAUGCCGGCGCCCCCUACGAUGCAUCGUCGGAGGGAUCAUCGGCGACGGGCAUCGAUGUGAUAGCGGGGGGCGUGCAGGCGAUAAACGUCAACACAGAGAGGGUGCCGGUAUUGAUGUCAUCACGGCGGCGGCGGUCGGCACGGCAACGGUUCCCAGGGAGCGACCGGGUGCGUCUGCUGGACUGUGAUACGCUAAGCUCAUCAGAUGAGGAGAUGCUGUAACGGUGCCGCGCAGACGAAGUCUCUACGACGACGGACUUGAGGAUGGGCUUCAAUUCCUUAGGCAGCUUCAUGUGUUCCCCACCCCACCACCUUACCACUAAUUACAAUCUCUCACAUCUACUCCCAAAUCAUCACCACUGCCACCAUCAGCCUACCGCCCUUCACCCAUUACGACCCCUUACCUCCCCCACCACUACCCUACCAUCCUUAAACCAGAAUAGUAACAUUACUGCCCUUCAACCAUAAUAGCUUUUUACAUCCCCCACCACCACCACCUCCUCUACGACAGCCCAACUGACCUCCACCCAUCACGAUCCCCUACCUCGCCCACCACUACCCUAUAGCCGUCCCAUCAUAAUGGCCUCCUAGCUCCCCUGCGACUAUCCUACCAUCCGCCACCAAUUGCGACCCCACCUCCCCACGACUACCCUACCGUCCGCCACCCAUCACGACCCCACCUCCCCACGACUACCCUACCGUCCGCCACCCAUGGCGAUCCCACCUCCCCACGACUAUCCUACCGUCCGCCACCCAUCGCGACCCCACCUCCCCACGACUAUCCUACCGUCCGCCACCCAUCAUGACCCAUCUUUCCCAUCACUAUCGUGCACCCACAUAGUUUAUGUGCUCUUGAAAGCAUGCAUUGAUUUUAUAGAAACAGGCAGUUUAAAUAAUUGGUGAUUGACAUAAAAUGUGUCUAGAAUAAUUUUUUGCUAUGCUUGGGCAUAGCGUGUACAUAUCUAAAUGUUAUGAAUGUAUUUUGCAUGUAUUUAGUAGUGCAGAAACAUUGCACCUAAAUGCAAACAAUAUCACUAAACACUAAUUAAUGUAGUCUGCAAGCGAAAGCAGCAUUUGUGAGCAUUUAUUUGGGAAACACCUUUUAGCUAGAUACAAAUUCUAGAUUGGCAUAAUGGCGAUAGGCAAAAUACCUAUUUAGGUGACGAUAGUAGGUUGCAGGUAAGCGGUAUUUAUAUAUAUGUACUAUGAAUUUAUUAUCCCUUUCUUUACAUUUAUCUAUUUUUGUUAUCAUACCUGCUAUGUAUAUGUGGGUAUAAUUGUUUGCAAUGCAGAUGUAAAGCGCCUCACCACAAGUUAUCUUGGCAAGUCACUGCAUUCCUCUUCUCGCAGUCCAUGGCUUUUGUUUAGUCUUUGUCUUGACUGCAUCUCUGUGCGCACACAUGUGCCAGCAUGCUCAUGCACUAAAAGAUUCGGCGUGGAGCUAUGUAUUUUUUUAUUGUACAGUGUAUUGCACUUCCGUUGUUAGUCGUUUGCUUCAAUGCCUUUCAUAAUUUUCUCGGUAUCUUAUAUCCCGUACAGACUGCAAAAUUUGAUCCUACAUCAAACUAGCUCAGCCAGGCCUGGGCCAGGCGUGCGCUAAAUCGCAGCGUACAGAGUACAGACACACCGGGCUCAACCGGGCUAAGUUAGGCAAGGGUUGACUGUCCAUGCUCAGUUUAGCUUGUUACGUCACUCAGCAGACAGCAAUGUUAGACGGUUAAACAACGGUAUCACCGAUAGCAUUACUAGGAUUUAUACUGUAUUAUUGUAAUAGCAGAAUAACAAGUGAAGGUGAUUGAAUAGACAGCAGAAGCUGCAGCCGGCGUAUAAUCGAAUCUGGGUAUCCGAUUAUAAUUAAAUUGAGCCAUUUUAUCAGCAAUGGAAGUAUAAACAUGAACAUUCCAUUACAUCCUGGAUAGAUUCUUCUGGCCAAGUUGUAAUUAGACUCUGGUGAAGUGAAGAUCAAAAACAAAGUUGCACACACAAUUUCACAAGCUACUGUGCUUUUAUGCGACCCAAACAAGGCUAUGAGCAUGUAUCGAAAUUUAGCCAGCGCCUAUGGUUGGGCGUCGUACUCAGAAAUAAUUAUUUUUACCGCGGCUGAAAUAAUUUAACUGCAGUAAAAUGAUUGGCGCUUCACCCAAUCAGAGGUCGUGUUACACAUAAUUUAACUGAGGAUAAAUUAUUUUACAGCGGUAGAAAUAAUUAAACUGUGGUUAAAUUAUGACCCUUUUACCCAAUCGGGAGGCCUCGUUACUCCUAAUUUAACCGCGGUUGAAUUAUUCUCUACCGCCAAUAGCAAUAAAUAAUGUGUAACAAGGUUGAUGUUUACUGAUUGGGUAAAAGGGCCAUAAUUUAACCGUGGUUGAAUUAUUUCUACCGCGGAGAAAAAAAUUACAUAUUUCUAAGUGCGAUGGCCACACAAUUUAGCGCGGGUAAUAACCUGGACGGGAUAACUUCACGCUUCGAAGCAGGGCUGGCCCACCUCCAUUCGUGGGGCUAACUUGGUCCGCACUAGCGUGUACAUACUGCAAAAAUUUAGCGCAUGCCUGGCCCGGACUAGUUUGAUGUAUGAUCAAAUUUGCUGUCUACACGGGGUAUUGGUGAGUGAACGCGUGCCUUAGUUCGGUAGUGUAACGCCGUCAUGCAUACGUUGAAUGGUCUUUAAUGGUGAGAGGUUUCGUACAUGGAGUGCACAAGUACAUGAGUAUAGUUAUCUAAAAUUUUAAUCAUACAGUAUAAAUAUUAUUAGAUAUAAGUGUACACAAUAUCCGUUUUUAAUACAGAAAAGCUACCAAGCAACCUGUGCGUAUGGCAAAGCUAUAUGAACAUACAUGGUGACACGCUUAAUUUGCCGCGUUUGCAUUUGGCUGUUAUGCUUCAUUAUAUGAUGCUAAUAUUAUGUUUAC